AUUGAUCAUUACACCAGGAUAAAUUUUAAACCUGAGAAGGAAGGAAAAACCAAGCAGCAUGUGUGUGUUUCCUGGUAAAUCUUUUUUGCUCAUUGCAAUUUCAUGAGAGUAGAGGUUUGCUAUUUAAGAUAAAAUAUUUUGGGACUAUAAUUAAUAUUAUGAGUUUUGAAUUCAGGUAUAAUUGUUUGGAUGGUCAAGCCAGUAAUCCAAGUACUGGAGAGAAUACCACAAAUACCCUCCACAAGAGGGAAUGUGCUGCUUUACAGGUGGAGGUAUCUGGGAAAAAGCUGAAAGUUCAAUUUCGGACUCAAUCCGAGUUGAGUGGUUUGCAAAUCCAGGAAGAGAAAAUCAAACCUGGUAUUGUCAAAGUGGAUGAGAAUUCAGGGAAAACAGAUGAAGAAGAGAAAGAAGACAGAGCUGUUCAGUCAUUGCUCAACAAGCUGAUGAGAAGCAACCUCGUGAACAACACCAAUCAAGUGGAGGUCCUACAGCGGGACCCGAAUUCCCCCCUCUAUUCAGUGAAGUCUUUUGAAGAGCUUCGGCUGAAACCACAGCUUCUGCAAGGGGUCUAUGCUAUGGGCUUUAACCGGCCAUCUAAGAUACAAGAGACCGCACUACCCAUGAUGCUUGCUGAACCCCCACAGAACCUGAUCGCCCAGUCUCAGUCUGGUACCGGUAAAACAGCGGCCUUUGUCCUGGCUAUGCUCAGCCACGUGGAACCACUGAACAGAUACCCCCAGUGUUUGUGCCUCUCACCCACUUAUGAGCUGGCUCUUCAGACGGGAAAGGUGAUUGAGCAGAUGGGCAAAUUUUAUCCAGACCUUAAGCUGGCCUAUGCUGUUCGAGGCAACAAGUUGGAAAGAGGUCAGAAGAUCAGUGAGCAGAUUGUAAUUGGCACCCCUGGCACCGUUCUGGAUUGGUGCUCCAAGCUGAAAUUCAUUGACCCCAAAAAGAUCAAGGUGUUUGUUCUGGACGAAGCUGAUGUGAUGAUUGCUACCCAAGGCCAUCAGGAUCAGAGCAUCCGCAUCCAGAGGAUGCUGCCUAAGGAUUGUCAGAUGCUGCUUUUCUCUGCCACCUUCGAGGAUUCCGUGUGGAGGUUUGCUCAGAGAGUUGUCCCAGACCCCAACAUCAUCAAACUGAAGCGAGAAGAGGAAACUUUAGAUACCAUUAAGCAGUAUUACGUUUUGUGCAGUGACAGGGAUGAGAAGUUCCAGGCCCUCUGUAAUCUGUACGGGGCCAUCACCAUUGCACAAGCUGUGAUCUUCUGUCAUACCCGCAAAACAGCUGGUUGGCUGGCAGCUGAACUAUCCAAAGAAGGCCACCAGGUGGCGCUCCUGAGUGGCGAGAUGAUGGUGGAACAGAGAGCUGCUGUGAUUGAGCGUUUCCGGGAGGGCAAGGAGAAAGUGUUGGUGGCCACCAAUGUGUGUGCUCGAGGUAUUGAUGUGGAACAGGUGUCUGUGGUUAUCAACUUUGACCUGCCAGUGGACAAGGAUGGGAAUCCAGACAAUGAGACCUACCUCCAUCGGAUUGGGCGCACGGGGCGCUUUGGCAAGCGAGGCCUGGCCGUGAACAUGGUGGACAGCAAGCACAGCAUGAACGUUCUCAAUAAGAUCCAAGAACAUUUCAAUAAGAAGAUAGAGAGAUUGGACACAGAUGAUUUGGAUGAGAUUGAGAAAAUAGCCAACUGAAACUCCUUGUCUAGAGUUGACCCACACCCUCCAGAUGUGUUAUCUCCAGCUCCAUUUGGACUGUUUUUCAAAUUGACACAUUUCUUAGCCAGUCACCCAAAAGGACUAAAGUGGGAAUACAUAGAAAUUACCUACCUCAUUUCAAAUUAUGUUUGGACUUAACAAAGAAAAAUUGUGAAAAUAAUGGGGGGAGGUAGAAAGAGCUUUUCAGAAAUUGCCUUUUGAAUAAAUCUAUAUUAAACACAAACACAAAAAAAGCCAAUGUGUUCCCAUCUUAAUGGUCUACUCCAGGAACUGUCGCAUCUGGAUCAUUUGGCUUCCCAUAUCCACUGUGGUAGCAUCUGGUUCUGUUCUCUAUCCCAAAGUGAAACAAGUACAUCCUACAGUGCCAGCCAAUUUACAGGAAACUGCAAGGGGGACAGAGCUGAGGUGACAAUGGGAAGGAGGGGCAGAGCUCAGAAGGGCCUCCUGGACAGCUUCCAAGCCAAAAGGGAGUGGGGAGAGUUCGCAGCUGGGAUGGAGCAGCUCCUUCCUCCCUGACCCCCACAGCUUGAAGACAUUGUGUUUUCUUUCUUAUGAAAAGAGCCCACCAAGAUAUCCAAGGGGGCUCCACUUCCGGAUGGAGCUGGCUUCCAAGAUGUGCCAGUAUCGAUUCAAUAACAUCAUUGUCAUGGAAUCACUUACUGUGUGGUCCCCAGCAUGUCGAGGACCUACAGGAAAUGCCUCAUGCACCAUGGGGCAAAUGAUCUUAGGACUGUGGCUCUCCACUGGAAAGACUGAAGGCAGCAGAUCUCUGCCUCUGUGACUUGGAGAGGAGACGCUUAAGAGGGACAGAGCAGGAGGAUCUUCUCCCCUAUAGCAGUGUUGGCAGCUUCAUGCCUUCAUUGUCCUGGCAAGGUGGCCUCAUCCUCCCAUUGAAAGUCAUGCCAAGUCUGGGCAGUCACUUCAGGACCCUAAUGGUUGUACUGAAGAAAGGCUUCUACCUUCUGUAGCAGUAGAAGUGGCUGGGCCAGCGAGUAUAGCAAGAGACUGUGUCCUCCACCCUCUGCACAGGGACCUCCACUUCCCUGACUAGCCCUGUCUGUCUCCUGGCUACAGGGUGGUCGUGGGCGAAUUCCCAUGUGCUCUCUGGUUCAGAAGGUUCCCAGACCAUCUCUGGGCUCUCCUUGGUAUCCAGAGGGAAGACAGCACCCAGCUGGGGAGGUGCUGAAGACAUAGAAAAGUGGGAGCAGUGGGACAGAUUCCCGAGGCCACUUUGAGCGACUGCUCCCAGACCCAGGACAAGACAACACAGCCAACAUAAUUCCUCCUGAGGACCUUGGAGAAGAAAUGAUCAACUACCUGGGGAAAACCUAGCCCAGACCCAGAGGUUUUUGUGGGUGGUGGGGUUCCACAUUCCACAACCAAACAGCAGCUCUUCAAGGGAGAAAAUGCAACUACAGCAAUCACUUGGCCUGUUUAAAUCAUACCUAGGAGAAGACUUCACCACCACCUCCCCUGUCUUUGGUUUCUCCUGCCAGCAUGGGACAUGGGCGGGUAGAAUGUCCAAAGUCUGGUCCCCACAGUAUGUGUUGGCUCAUGUGGGUGUUUAUGGGAACCAUGUGUAUGAAGUGGUUUGGCUAAUGGGACCUACCUGUUCUCAAGCCUCUUUGUGCACCCAAUGGAGUAGUUAGAACCUGUAAUAGGUAGAAGCCAAAUGGAUCUUCUUUUGGGUUUCUGUCUGUGUCAGCUCCUUGCUUUCAGCUCCCUGGGGCUUUGCUGGAGAUCAGGGGUGGGCAAGAGCCAUUAUGGACCAUCUCUGCUUCUAGGAAAGCCUGUGGCAUAAGGCAGUGGGCAACAAUGAUGAAUCCUUAGGUUAUUUCCUGGGCACUUUGGCUGGAAGAAGCAGCGUUGAUGUCUCCUAGCCCAGGCUACUGAGUUGGAAGCGUUGGUUUCUAUUUGGGGAGUGGGCAUCUUGGGCUCUUUCACCAGACUGGCUGUCCUUUGGUGGGAGUUUUAAUGAGAUAAUAGAUAUGGUGUCAAUCAGUCAAAAAGUCUUCUUUGACAACUUGAGGGUCACCUAUUGAUUAUUGUAGAUCUACUUUCUACUUGUGUGAAUAGAUUUUAACCAGUUGUGAAAAUCUUGUCACUAAAUUAUUCGUGUUCUAGUUUCUAGUAGUGAAAUUAUGAAUCUGUAGUAAUUGAGUGUUUUGAUCACCUUCCAUGGGUGAACUGUUGUUCACAUUGUCUGGGGGAUUAGGAGGUGGGAUGCAAGAAGGAUAUUUGCUGUCAUCUGCCUCAAGCACUGAGGAUCUUAUUAAAGACAACUCCUGUAUCCGUGAAACAACCAAACCAAGGACUUUUUUUUCUUGAGUGUGUGUUCUCUCCCCUCUUUAUGUCCUUUCUCCCUUCCCUUGCACCCCCUGGCCAAAUCCUCAGGCCUUCUGACCUGUGUCUCAACCCUCAUCUUUUUGGAGAUGUUUCACAACUUACAAAUAACCAUUCCUGACUUCACCCCAACACAGCUCUUGUUUGGAAGUCCAGGUGCUAGGCCUUGAGGCAGAUAAUGAAAUAACUAAAACAGGAUUGGCUUCUGACCUUGUAGCACAGGAUAUAGAAUGGAAAAAUUACUAUUUGGGUCACCAUGUUGCCCAUCUCCCCAAAAGGAAGUUUCAUAGGAUCCUGGCAUUUACAGCCUGAAAACACCUUGCAGAUCACUUACAACACCCUUACUUUACAAAUGAGGAAGGUCAGGACCAUAGAGAGGAAAUGAUAUGUACAAGAAGUGAAAUUGGUCUCUCUUUGGAAAAUACAUGUGAAAGAAAUACAGUGGCAUUCAAGGGGGGGAAGAACUUAGAUAGGCCCUUCAGGAUUUCUUCAACGCAGAUGUAAAAAGUGUGGCCAGUAUUUGGACCAAGAUUCUACAAUUAAAAA
This is a messenger RNA of Dromiciops gliroides (monito del monte), 4601 nucleotides long. Its product is annotated as ATP-dependent RNA helicase DDX19B-like. Gene Ontology annotation, biological process: poly(A)+ mRNA export from nucleus. Gene Ontology annotation, molecular function: RNA helicase activity; RNA binding; ATP binding. The coding region runs from base 159 to 1688 and encodes 509 amino acids. Gene Ontology annotation, cellular component: cytoplasmic stress granule; nucleus. The transcript is spliced from 12 exons. NCBI's taxonomy places the organism in Eukaryota, Metazoa, Chordata, Mammalia, Microbiotheria, Microbiotheriidae. The record is from RefSeq and is a predicted model, not a curated record.